Triticum urartu is the source of this 2298-nucleotide messenger RNA. Lineage: Eukaryota; Viridiplantae; Streptophyta; Magnoliopsida; Poales; Poaceae. The record is from RefSeq and is a predicted model, not a curated record.
ACGGUUGACAGAGUCGACGGUGGCGAAUCAAAAAAAAAAAAAGACUAGACGGUGGCGGAAAAUGGCGUGCGGUCUCCUGCCGCUGCUCCACGGCCCCCUCUCCUCUCCGCCUCGUCCCCUCGUCCCCUCCCGCUCCUCCUCCCUCCUCGCGCCCGGGACCCUGCCCCUAGCCCCUCGCCGGAGCAGGGUUUCGCGUCACCUGUCCCCUGCCCCUCCGCGCGCGCUCCCGGACAUUGCCGCGGCGGCGGCGGGCCUCCGGGACGCGGUCGCCGGCGCCUUCCAGGCGUCCCCGCCUACGUGGAGCUCGGCUGCCACAACCAACGUCGCCAUCUUCGUCGCGGGCACGCCGCUGCUCCUCUCCGGCCUCUCCGCCUCCGGCAUCGCGGCCGCCUACGUCCUCGGCACCCUCACGUGGCGCGCAUUUGGGGCCCGGGCUUACCUCCUCGUCGCCGCCUACUUCGUGGUGGGCACAGCAGUGACCAAGUUAAAGAUAAAACAAAAAGAAGCUUUGGGAGUGGCUGAGAAAAAAGGAGGAAGGAGAGGUCCUGGUAGUGUUAUUGGUUCUAGUGCUGCUGGUUGUGUCUGUGCUCUCCUAUCAGUAUAUAAUGUGGGCGGGGGAGCAUUCGCGGAACUCUGGACACUUGGCUUUGUUGCAAGUUUCUGUACUAAACUCAGUGAUACAGUUUCCAGUGAAAUAGGGAAGGCAUAUGGAAGAACAACUUACCUAGUGACAACAUUUAAGAUUGUUCCAAGAGGUACAGAAGGUGCAGUCAGUGUUGAGGGCACUCUUGCUGGAAUUGUAGCAUCAACGUUUCUGGCAGGGAUUGGUUAUAUUUUGGGGCAGGUAAAUCUACCACAGGGUGUGCUAUGUGUUCUUGCAUCCCAGAUUGCAAAUUUUGGCGAGAGUUUGAUUGGCGCAACGCUGCAGGAUAAGGAAGGUUUUGAAUGGAAGGCCUUUGGAUCAUAAGAAUCGGUUCACCAAAUUUCUAUGGAAUCCAUUCCUAUACACUCCAUUCCAUAGGAAUUACAGCAUGAACUCAAACCUCAUUUUAUUUUUUCCUAAGUCCAAUGCAGGUGCACUCAUUCUCUCUACUCUCUCUCAAUCCUCUAAAAUUCUUGUGUUUAUUACCUGUGCACCAUCCAAAGACAUCUCUUAUAAAAUUCAUGUUUUUCGAAAUCCUGUAGGAAUUCAUAGUAGUUGACAUCAAUCUGUCUUACAUUUUUCCUAUCCCUGCAAUCCAAAAAAGGCCUUAGUUUCCCUAGUAAAGCUGUGUUUGCCUUUUGUGUUCUGUUAUACUCUUGUUGUUGAAAGUUUAGCCUCAUAUUUGCAUCACCAAGUUGGCCUGCCUGAACACUGUGAGUAACUAGGCAAAGUCUCCUUUUGGCAUUGUGAUGGAUUGUGAUAAUCUUAUUUGGUUGGACUCCUUUUGGAAUCUGAGUGUUUGGGCUGGCUAGAUUGUUCUUGAUCUAGUUGCUAAUAAAUAUAUUAUUGCACUCUGAAACUCACUAGAUCAAAUGUGAGAAGACAAUUAUGGAAUAGCAUAACUUUAAUUCGAUUUAGCAAACAUUGUAAUACUGAGAGCUAUGAAAAAUAAGUACAGCCGUCACAACAACCACAAAUUGCCCAAUGCUAUGGUGAAAAUUUUCAAACAGGGGAAUCUUGCAUGUGCCAGUUAUAUUUAUCUCUUUUGGACAAUCAUCCUCUCUUUGUACUCAACAUGCAUUCCUAGGUCGUUUGUAGCCUAAAUGAUGGCGGGUAUUUUUCAGCAUAUGUCAUGGUGUAGUUGCCACCAUAUAAUCCCCAUUCAGUGGUGCGUGUCUCUGUAAUGUAGGUUCAUGAAGGCCUGAACGAUAUUUCAGCCUAUGGCAUAAUGCAAAUGCCAUUGUAAUAAAUAAAUUAAUAGGCCUAUUUUUUGGUAUUGGCUGUACCAAUUGAUGCAUAGUCCAGAAAUGCAUAUUGUCGAGGCUUGCGGGUGCAGAAUCUACCAAUUUAAUAUCCACGUUUCUGUUUCACUAGGGCAUGUGGUUUUGGAGAAAAAAAAUAACCCCAGAAUCAUUGAUGUCUGUACAGCACUCUUGAUCCCUCUUCUUUUAGGUGUGUCAAGUAAAAAUCUCGGGCUAAUUAGAUAUGGAACAUUCAGUUAACAGAAUUAGUGUAGACCCAUGUCUCCCGAACAAUAGUAACCAGGAUAGUGUCAUCCGCAUUGAUGUAUACUCUUAUUUAAGCUGUUCUUUUGGUUUACUUUUCAGGGUCACAUUAUCUGCACAUUAUAUAGUUAUAUGUUGACACCAGAAGUU